Alosa sapidissima (American shad) is the source of this 1564-nucleotide messenger RNA. Its product is annotated as GTPase IMAP family member 4-like. The coding region runs from base 426 to 1256 and encodes 276 amino acids. The record is from RefSeq and is a predicted model, not a curated record. Gene Ontology annotation, molecular function: GTP binding. NCBI's taxonomy places the organism in Eukaryota, Metazoa, Chordata, Actinopteri, Clupeiformes, Clupeidae. The transcript is spliced from 5 exons.
CGUUGAAGAGGCGAGGAAAGAGAAUCAGGAGAAAGCCAGAUCCCGGUGCCUGAGGGUAAAGAGACAAAAAGAAAUACUCAGUAAACAAGCCCACUCGCUGUCAGAGAUCCAGAUUCUCCUCCUGGGCUGGGUGUGCUCAGGGAAAACUCUCAGCUAAAAACAUAAUCCUGAAUAGAAAGGAAAUAGUCGGCAGGAGACAAACCAUCCAGACGGAGAGCAAAUCUAGAGAUGAUGGAAAAAAGAUCACCGUUGUGGACACCCCUGGCUGGUGGAAAUACUUCUCUGCCCAGUUCACUCCAGACUGGGUGAAGACAGAGCUGAAAAGAAGUGUGACACUUAAUGGUAAAAACCCACAUGCUAUCCUCUUGGCUGUCCCUGCUGAUACCACUUUCAGAGAGGAACAGAGGAAGAUCACCGAAGACAACAUGAGGAUGUUUGGUGAGCAGGUGUGGAGACAUACCAUAGUGUUAUUCACAUCUGGAGACCUUCUCGGUGACACGAGUAUUGAGGAGCACAUUGAGAGUGAAGGAGAACCUUUACGUUGGGUCAUAGAGAAAUGUGGGAACAGAUAUCAUGUCUUGGGUAAAGACCAAAGCAGGGAAAGUUUGCAAGUUGCAGAGCUGUUGGAGAAGAUCGAGGAGAUGGUGGCUGGGAACAGCUUGUUCAUUCUUCAUCCAGAGACUCAAACACCUGAAGUUGAGGAGAUGAGUUUUGAACCAGAUGAAACAAAUGCUGACAUGGUGAGAUUCUUGGACAAAGAAUGGAGCAAGAUGGAUAAAGAGAUGGAAGACACCAUGACAAAAAUGUACAGUCAAAACGUUGCACAGAAAGGAAAGGAAAGCAUGGACGGACGCACUGACUUUCAUAACAAUAAACAACCUUCUGAUACCAGUGAGGAGGAAAAGUUGUCCACAGAGUGCUCUGGUCCACUGACCACAUAUCAGAGUACCUCAGAGAGUGAAGGUAAAGCCAGGCAAGCUAAAAAGGAGGUUCCUCAAAAAAGGAGAAGACAUGAGAGCCAUGAAGAUCCACUGGAAAAAAUGAGGGAGACACUCCAGCGAGAGUGGGGGCGACGAGAAGUGACAGUUACGGAGAGGUUUCAGGGGAUCCUGUCUGAAUCACUUGUUCUGUCAUCUGAAGCUGAUGAGCAUGAGCGUGAACUCUGCAGAAGAAAGGUUCAAACUUGGCUUAGUAGUACAUGUACCUCUGGAUAUGACACUGAGGAAGAUGUCAUUGUAGAAAAUGAACAUAGAUGAGGUAUUUGUAGUUUGUCAACUAAGCUUUCUAAAACUGAUAGUUCCAGUCCUUGAUUGUGAUUGGCUGAAUCACGUUCGAUGCCGUUGUAAAAUGCAGCAUAAACAUACACCUUGAUCGCAUUUCGUUGUAUAUUACUGCACUACCAUAACUUGAUACAAAAGUUAAAGUAGCUGCGUCUCGACAUUGCUUGGAAACCAUUCAGAUAGAGGAAUAUUUCUUGGUGGAAGAAAGAUUAUCUAAGAAUAACUCGUUAUAUUUCUAGUUGCUGUGCCUUUGCUUUAUGAAACUGUGCCUUUACUUUAUGAAA